AUGCCAACCUUUCAGGCGAUCAACGUCGAGCCCGAAGAGAACGUCGAUGAGGAAAUCGACACAACCAAGCAAAUUCAAAACGCCCUCAAGCUCCACGCCCAAGGGCCCCGAUUCUUUGACGAAGCUUCCGACGCCUACAAUGCCCUUUUUGAGUCCGAGAUAUUCAGAUACCCCGAGAGCAAGACCGAGUACGAGCGCACCGAGGAGCGACCGGAUGGCACUCUUGUCGUUGAACCCACCCUUGCCCAGGGGCUCGAGGUCGGUGCUGCCGAUGUAGAUGGGAUCGCCAGCACUCUACCGCAGACCUUGUACCUAUCCUUCAAGAAUCACGGCCAAUUCAUAGUCGAUCGGAUAAAACACAAAGCACGGGCCAGCAAACUGGGUAGCGAGUUCGAUUACGAUGAUGCCGCCAUUCAACAUGACGCCAAGAAAGCCUUGGACGAGUUCAGCGCCGCCCUCGACUAUGACCCAUCCGAUGCCGACUUGUGGAGGAAGACCGCGAGGAUUGCCGCUUUUCUCAAGAGCGCACGAAUUAGUCGCUACAGUCUGGAGGCAGCUGUGGAAUUGGACGAUGACCCUGCUGUUACCGAUUUUGAGCCCCCUUCGCUCGCCGAAGGAUUCGCUGGCGAACAGCUCAAACGACAACUCGAGAUCCUGGACGACAAGAUGGCCCUUAGCCACCCUAUCAUGAAGUCAUUUCGUGAAAAAGGUCUUCCGAAAUUCUUGGAGCGUUACCUCGAUCCGAUACCAUCGCUCCCUGAUCACACCAAAACAAUGGCUGCGCCAAGACCGGACUCUGACGAGGUUGGCCAACCUCGUCUUGUCAUGAAUAUCCCAAGCUACUCCUGGACAGAACUUGGUAUUGCGUUGGUUCACUUCAUGGCGGAACAUGGGUUUUCUGGUCAGGCUCUCACGAUCCAACUACCAGAAGGAAUCGUCGAAGAUGAAGAUGUUCAGAUGGAGAUUGAUAAGCAGUUGCAGCCUCCCGAAGAAAGUACACAGGAGGAGGAGGCGGCGGUGGCGGCUGAAGUCACUUCGGCGGAGAAGUCUGGGGCCCAAGACACCGAAGAAGCUGAAUUCAGCCUUAGAGAGACCAAAGUUACUAUUGUCGAAGAGGCCAGAGCGGCUCAGCCCCCAAAGGACCGAACAUCUUCGUUGCCGACAAGAAAACGUUCGCAAUCUGCCGCUGGCAUACCAGAUCCAGCAGAUGAGGAGAAAGGCGAGACCAAGAGGAGCAAGAGGACGAGACGAAGGGAAACAGCACCGGAGGAGGCUAUGGAUUCUGCCACACUUCUCGCCACUCAGCUUCAGCCCUUCCAAGCCGCCGACCAGAACCUCUUUCAAAUGACUAAAAAUUUUCUGGAAAAUCUGGGAGUGACAGACCGAGAUACACUGGACAGGAUAACCGAGAUCCUGGAUUCCUGCGCUUCGGAUGAUCGGACAAAAACUGCUAGCAUCCUGCUGGACGGGAGAGAAAGUCCACCACUUAGCCUGUCUGCUUUCCUAGAACACUCCAAAUCACCAUCCCAAAGGGCAAUUGAGCCGCCCCAAUUCGACGAUGUACGAAAUAUUCGUGGUUUCGUCACGAGAAUGAACUCAGGCUGGAAUACCAUCCAGGAUGUCGUCUAUGAGUAUGUCAAAUCUCUUGCAGAGAGCUACUCAACAGAGAAAUGGUCAGAUCAGAUGAAGGUUGCUGUGGUUCAAGUCAUUAGCCGAUUGGACGAAGGAAUCUACGAACGAGUCGUUUACGACCUUGAGCAAUGGCAGCUGAGCGACGCGAGCGGGCACCAGCCUCCUACAGAUAUUGUCGAUCUGGUUUACAUGCUUUUUGAGUUACAUCUUGAUGUGUACGAGCGGAUCACGAACCCUAACAGCGUCGUGGAGCAAAUUACGCGGACAAAAGCGCGGAUAAGGUUGGGGAGGUGGUGGGAUUUAGCUACGCAGGUCAGCCGGCGACGCCAUCGCGGAACUGAUGAUGCUUUGACAAUCCGCUUCCUUUGGGCAGCUGUGGUCUUCAUUACAGUUACUGAAGGGGUACCCCGCGAACACAUUCUCAAGUGCUGGCAUAGUCUGCGCGAUCAUCUUGCGAUAACUACGGUCCCCGAUAUUGUUCUGCCAAACAACGCAGUGAUGCCGGAGAUUUCGGUAGCCGCUGCCGAUCGUGAAGUUAGCAAGCUAACAACCAUGGAGUUUUUCCUGGGUCUCUUCCAAGAAGAACAGGACAAUCCCGUGUCCGUUAUCGAUACUUUGGAGCCUGUGCUUAAUCCCGAAUCAGUCUGCAUCAAUAGCCCAGCUGCUCCGAACCCUGCUGAAGACGCAAUGGACGAAGACACCGAGCCUGCUGGAAACAUAAAGUCCGUCAAAGAUUGCGCCAGUCAAGGGCUGCAGGACCUGUGGAACUUCAUCGAGAAGAGCAGCACUGAUCUCCGGUUACUGCUCUGGUCGAGGCUCGGCGACGCCUACGGCAAAAUCAAGUACACCACAAAACAAUUCUCGUGCUUUCUGCGGAGUAUCGAAACUAUUGUGCACGAUUUUGAGCGAAAGGACUACGUCAACACACCACAAGCAGCUCGAAAAGAGUUGUUCAUGACAAUGCUCAAGGCCCUAGAUGACCAAAUCAUUCAGUCGUUGCAUCUGGCGCUGAAUCACAACAAUUCGUUCGAUAUCAUUGAUGAGGAACACAUCAAGACUACAUCAGCCGCUCUCGCCAAGGUUAGCUGUCUUCUUCACGUUGCUGCUAUGUACGAAGAUGAAGCCAGUGUAGGAAUCAUCCAACCUCCGGCAACUGGAUCUCUAGCUGCAUCAUUUCUCAACAGACUUCGGGAGAUGCAAGUGAGAACAUGGUCCCUGCAAUACACGGUUCUGAAGAUGGGGAUAAAUCUUCACCCAGACAUUUUCCUGACGCCCGAAAAUGAUCUGGCCGAUUACUUGGCGGCCGUUCACCAAGUCCUUGGUCUAAGGAAAUACUGCAAGUCUUCCAAUAAGAUCUUCCUCAAGAUGAUGCGGGUCGAACUGUUGAAGCUGAAGAACAUCGAAAAUUGGGAAGACUAUCUCGGCCAAGUCCUCUAUGACCUUCAUGGCCUCAAGCUUGGAGUAGGGAUCUGGGACGUCCAGGAGCAUGACUGCCCACCUGAGAAGCUCGAGAAGCGCCAGGCAUUGGCAAUGGUGGAAAAGAUCAGCCUCCUUGCUCACCGAAUAACAAUGAAGGACCUGUUGAAGUCGGACCUCAAAAACACUGUCGAAUCGAUGCAGCAAGCGAUUGGCUCUGCCAAGUCAACUGCUCAAAUGAUGCACAAUCAUCGGAACUUUAACGAAUAUUUAAAGACCCCGAUUCACCCAUUGCAUCUGUACAAGGCCCUGACCGGCAAUGUCGACCUGGAUGCAGUCACUAUCAACACGCCGGAUAGCGCACCCGCGAAGCACGGCUGGUUCUUCUUGCUGGGUAUGAUUGCCCUUACCAAGUUCAAGGGUGUCGACCUCAACCGUCGCCAGACUCCGGGUGCCCUGGACGAUUUACGCAUUGCAGUCACCUUCUUGCGAUUACAGCUUCAGUACACACCAGACAGGUGGGAUGCUUGGUUUCGUCUUGCCGAAUGCUUCGACUAUGAGUUGGAUGAUAUGGUUCUUUGGACCGCUGAUAAAAUGAACAAGGACAGAGCAGAUCUUGUCAAGUUCCAGCGGCAGUCGAUUCAUUGUUACACUCUCGCACUAUCACACUCUUACGCUUCGACCUCAGAUCCCAACGUCUACGCGUUAUCGGGUGGAGAUACGGAGGCGCUCUAUGACCUAUACCACGAGUUUGGCAUGCGAAUGUAUGCAUCAAGCCGUGAACCAUUUGCCAUGGAGCCCUUUAUGCAUUCGGACCAGCACCGCUUCUUCAUCGAAGUAUCGGGCAAUGGUACUUACAAGGAGAUAUUGCAUAAUCAGAUGUCAGAUUACCAAGUAUGGAAGUUUGCUGCGAGCUUGUUUCGAAAAGCCAUGGCUGGCAAGCCUAAGGACUGGAAGAAUCCAUACAUGAUAGCGAAGUGCUUAUGGAAGAUGUAUCAGAAGCCAGAGGACGAGCUCGAUGAAAAGAACAAGCACGGCCGACCGACAGUUCAAGCGGUCAUCAAGGCCCUUGAGAAAACUGUCGAGGUUGUUCGGACGCUUCCCAAACCUCGGCACAGCCAGGAUCCGAUUCUGGAGCCACACUACAAGAUCCUAUCAGUCAUCAAUAAGCUCGUUACCCGCGGCGACCUCCCUCACCAGGAAGCUGCAGACAUUCUGCAACGACAGCCACUUGCUCCUGGCCGCGGUGAACAGGUUACGCUUGAAAACGAUGAGGACUGGCACGAGUACAUGCUCAGGUACAUGCGUCACUUGAGAGAUAAGGACAAGUCAAACUGGCAGCAUCGUAUGAUCAUUCGUCAUGCUCGUCUCUUGUUCGACGGUGACGAGAUUGGAGAUGAGGAAGACGAGACGAAGAAGGAGGCAAGCAAGGAGGCUGCUUCCAAGGCCUUUGCGGUUUUGCGCGAGAACAUGUUCACCAAGACGAUGGUGAUGAACGUCUGGAAGUGUGAUGCUGAACGGCCCGGUCGUCAUCAUGUCUACACGGAGCAGUACAUCCGGUACAUGGCCCGGCUGUUGGCCGUCAUGAAUGACAGAGCCAACCUUGAGGCAGUACUGCGACGCAUUCGGAAGAAAGGUGUCGACUUCUACCACUUCAGCGAACUAUGGCAACAUGGCGUGCAGAUAUACCUCAAGAUGAUCCGGAAGGCGUUCAAUAUUCCAGCAAAUGAUGAGGAUCCUUUCAAGAACGUUGCACCAGAGGACUUUGAAGCGGUGGCUGAGAAGAUUGUGGAAUGGGUCAUCACGCCAGAGGCUGAGAAUCAUGCCGCCCUCAACGCCAUGAAGGAAGCGAUCGAGCUCAAGAAAUUGAACGCCAACUUGAUGAAAGCUGGACCGAUUGAUGAUUUGAUCAAUGAUUGCUACUCGAUCAUCCAUCACGAAAUGGUUCCUGAGCGAGCUGUUUCGGAGACGCCGCAAGGCGGUGAUGAAUAUAGCCGGGCUGGUGAGGGAGAGUUGACCACGAAGCCGGCAGAAGGAGAAGAACCCAAAUCCAUGACUCUCAGCAUCCUGCCGGCUCUUCAGGAGAGAGAACGUGCUGCUACUGCUGCUGCCGCUGCUUCAGGUUCUCUGCGGGCCCCGUCCGAGCAACCCGACAAAAUGUCAGAAAAGCAACUAUCCUUUAAUGGGGACAUCGCUCACCGCGGUCGCAAGCUUGGUGUUCGGAGACCGGAUGUCCUACGCAAGGCCGAACAAGCCGUGUUGAGGGCCGCAGAGGGCCCACCGAAAGCCUUGUCCGGCGUCACCAGAUCAUCACGAAAAGGCUCCGUAUCUAGUGGUAGCGGAAGGAAGGGUCAGACAACCCGUGAUGAAGGCGCUGAUGAUGAUAACGAUGAGACAGACGAAGAUGUUACUCGCCAUGAUGACGAGGAUAUUACGAUGAAAGACGCUGAUGAUGAAGACAACAAUCGGCCUCGCAGUCGCCGCAGCAGAAGAGGACAAGACGAUACCCAGAUGGCCGACGAUGAGCAUGAAGAAGAAGCAAUGUCCUCUCCUCCUGGUAGCGUUCACGACUCAGCCGACGACGAGAGCGACCUCAGUGAUGUACCGGCUGACUACGAGGACGAUAUUCCCCCAUCCCUACUAUUCCCCAACCUGAGGCGGAGCGUAGAUGCCUCUGCCGCCGGUGGUGCCGUUGCCGCGUCUGCUACGACCCCUCUUACCCCAGGCAGACCUACGAUAUACAGUUCGAGCUCGGAAUCAGGCAGUAGUAGCGCUGACGAGAAGGCAAAAUCGGAGCCAAAGCGGACGCCAAGGAAGCCGAGCUGGCAUAAAAGCCAGGCAGCCAAAGCUCAGCAUGAGCGGCCGGGAAGCAGUAGCAUUGAUCAGCAUAAGGCGACCGAGGGUGGCUCAAUAGGACCGAUGAGGUGGGGGUUAAAGACUGGCCGACCUCGUAAUGGUAGUGGUACGAGUGCUUCUGCUGUUGUACAUGGAGUGCCGGGGACGGAGGAUGUUGAAGACGAGGAGGAAGAUGAAGUGGAAGGGGAGGUCGAAGAUGAGGAUGAGGAUGAAGGCGAGCACGAGGACGCUGAAGAAACCGUUGAGGAGGUUGGAGAGACAGAGGAAGAGGGAGAUGGGGAUGUGGAUGUGGAUGUGGAUGAGGAGAUGGAGGAUGGGGAAGGCGAGGAAGAUGUUGAAGAGGGUGAAGAGGAUCAUGAAGACGAUGAAGAUGCUGAAGCUGAAGAGGAGGAUGAGGAGGAUGAGGAGGAGGCCGAAGAAGCGGAGGAAGAUGUAAGGCCAGGCGAGCAUAAAGGUGAUGUAGAGGAAGGCACAGAGGGAGAAGAAGAAGAAGAGGAGGAGGAGGAGGAGGAGGAGGAAGAGGAAGAGGAGGAGGAGGGUGCUGAAGAGGUAGAGGAUGGAGAAGGUGAUGAAGGUGAUGAAGAAGAGGAGGAGGCAAAUGAGGAAGAAGGCGAUGAGGAAGAAGGGGACGAGGAAGAAGGGGACGAGGAAGAGGAGGAGAUUGGGGAUGAGGAUACGGAUGAUGAGAGUGAGCAUGACAGUUCGACAAAGGGAAAUUAG
Molecule: messenger RNA, 6624 nt
Organism: Neurospora tetrasperma FGSC 2508
Lineage: Eukaryota; Fungi; Ascomycota; Sordariomycetes; Sordariales; Sordariaceae
Exons: 4
Coding region: 1-6624 (2207 amino acids)
Biological process (GO): chromatin organization
Cellular component (GO): nucleus; HIR complex
Molecular function (GO): nucleosome binding
Source: RefSeq, a predicted model, not a curated record